GUCCAUGGUGAGGGAGAUGUGCGAGAUAAAACUAAAUUUUCAUUGGAGAGAUUAAAGAUGGUUGAAGCAGAGAACAGCUCUUUUGACUUGGAGAAUGAACAACAAAGACAGCUGUACGAGAAAUGUCAUCAUGAGAUUGCCAGUCAGCAUGUCCAGGCAUUGACAGAAGGUAGUUAG
Messenger RNA from Lymnaea stagnalis (great pond snail), 177 nucleotides. Lineage: Eukaryota; Metazoa; Mollusca; Gastropoda; Lymnaeidae. The record is from the annotation of a GenBank genome assembly.